Molecule: messenger RNA, 621 nt
Organism: Pterocles gutturalis (yellow-throated sandgrouse)
Lineage: Eukaryota; Metazoa; Chordata; Aves; Pterocliformes; Pteroclidae
Gene: VXN
Product: chromosome unknown open reading frame, human C8orf46
Exons: 6
Coding region: 1-621 (206 amino acids)
Biological process (GO): neurogenesis; neuron differentiation
Source: RefSeq, a predicted model, not a curated record
AUGCACCAGAUUUACAGCUGCAGCGACGAAAAUCUAGAAGUUUUCACCACUGUGAUUUCAUCCAAAUCAUGUAGUCCUGCCCGAAGACGAGCCAAAAGUACACAGCACAUCCUAGCAAAGAGUGUAGUAGCUGUAUCUGAUCAUCGGCCCCAUAGGACAGAGACGCUACAGCCCCCCCAGGGUGACCUCCUCCAGGUGCCAUACAGCGAAGACGAGGUGCAGGGCUUGGGCCACCUGCACAAGGGGCAGCGGGGACCCUGCCCCACCAAGGGCCCUCCCCAGCACGUGAGAAUUACUGAACGAGAGGCAUCCAAAUCCUGUAAUCACCUGUCAGAUGGAAAAUCUUUGUUCCCACCAUUGCCGGUUGCCCAUAUCACAGCGAAAGCGGCGGCUGUCACAGACUCACCCACAGGCAACAGCACCUCUACAGAGGACCACAGGCAGCGCUGGAGGAAGACAGCAGAGUACGACCUGACGCUGCCACCGGGAGCAGAAGCUUCCCUACCACUGACGGGAGGCAACCUGUGCGGGACACCCAGCCUCCUGAGGAAGAUGUGGAUGAAGCACAAGAAGAAGUCAGAGUACCUGGGGGCAACAAACAGUGCCUUUGAGGCAGACUGA